AGUUUCCCACCGGAAAUGACUGACAUGCAUUUGCUGUCAUGUGAUAAACAUUUUUCACAGCACUGAAGUGCGGCGUAGCGUUCGGUUUCCCCAAACUAAGAAAUGUUUCUCUGCCACAGCCUGCUAAAUUGCAGUUAGCUUCAGUUAUGGAAGUGACUGACAAUAGCUUAAUGUAAACGUGUAUAUUUCCGUUCAAGUGUUGAAGAAAAUUCACGGAUAUAACUAACGUGUUUGGAACCUGUCUAUCACCAGCACCAUGGAACCCACAGCCUCUGGAAUGUUCUGUAACAGAAUGCUCAGUAUGGUAAACGCGGAGGAUGUCAACGCCAUCAUCCAAGCCCAAAGGCACAUGCUGGACCGCUUUGAGAAGACCAAUGAGAUGCUAAUCAACUUCAACGGGCUGUCCAACGUGCGGCUGCUGCAGAUGAAUGAACACUUCCUGCUUCACACGCGCACCCUGGUGGAGAUGAAGAAAGACUUGGACAGCAUCUUUAGGAGAAUCAGGACGUUAAAGGGCAAGAUCGCCAAGCAGUACCCAGAGGCCUUCAGCAACGUCCACGAGUCGCCUAUCCUGGAGGAGGACGACGACGAGUUUGAUCUCAUCCCGCCCAGCGUUGCCGCGACGAUCACCACUGCCAUGUCGGAGCAGAGCACAGAGUCAUGUGACACAAGCCCCGACGUCAUUUCCCCAACCGUGAGCCGGUGUUCCGAAGACCUAUCCCAGGAGCAGGCCGACACGCCUACGUCUGACCCAGCCCUGCCUAGCCCUGAGAUGGGCGUGCUGAGGGAUGAGGGUCCGGACUCGGUGCCUGCAGAGUAGAGCCUUCGUAACCCAGGCCUAGAGCUCUACUUAGUACUUGCAGGGUAGAGCCUUCGUAACCCAGGCCUAGAGCUCUAUUCAGUGCCUGUGGAGUAGAGCCUUCGUAAACCCGGCCUAGGGCUCUAUUCAGUACCUGCGGAGUAGAGCCUUCGUAAGCCUGGCCUAGGGCUCUAUUCAGUACCUGCAGAGUAGAGCCUCUGUAACACAGGCCUAGGCCUUGGGUUGGCUCAGUAGCUGUAGAUUAGAUACUCCUAUAUACAAAAGUAUGUGGACACCCCUUCAAAGUAGUGAAUUCGGCUAUUUCAGCCCCACCCUUUGCUGACAGGUGUAUAAAAUCGAGCACACAGCCAUGCAAUCUCCAUAGACAAACAGUGUCAGUAGAAUGGCCUUACUGAAGAGCUCAGUGACUUUCAACAUGGCACCGUCAUAGGAUGCCACCUUUCCAAGUCAGUUCAUAAAAUGUCUGCCCUGCUCGAGCUUUCCCGGUCAACUGUAAGUGCUCUUAUUGUGAAGUGGGAACGUCUAUGAGCAACAAAGGCUCAGUUGCAAAGUGGUAGGCCACACAAGCUUACAGAAUGGGACCGCCGAGUGCUGAAGCACGUAGCGCUUAAAAAUAGUUGAAACACUCACUACUGAGUUCCAAACUGCCUCUGGAAGCAACGUCGGCACAAGAACUGUUCGUUGGGCACUUCAUGAAAUGGGUUUCCAUGGCCGCACACAAGCCUAAGAUCACCAUGCGCAAUGCCAAGCGUCGGCUGGAGUGGUGUAAAGGUUGCCACCAUUGGUCUCUGGAGCAGGAGAAAUGCGUUCUCUGGAGUGAUGAAUCACGCUUCAUAUCUUGUAGUCUGACGGAAGAAUCUGGGUUUGCCGGAUGCCAGGAGAACGCUACCUGCCCCAAUGCAUAAUGCUAACUGUAAAGUUUGAUGGAGGAGGAAUAAUGGUCUGGGGCUGUUUUUCAUGGUUCGGGCUAGGCCCCUUAGAUCCAGUGAAGGGAAAUCUUAACACUACAGCAUACAAUGACAUUCUAGACGAUUCUGUGCUUCCGACUUUGUGCCAACAGUUUUGGAAAGGCCCUUUCCUGUUUCAACAUGACAAUGCCCCCGUGCACAAAGCGAGGUCCAUGCUGAAAUUAUUUGUCAAGAUUGGUGUGGAAGAACUUGACUGGCCUGCUCAGAGCCCUGACUUCAACCUCAUCGAACACCUUGGGAUGAUUUGGAACCCCAACUCCGAGCCAGUUCUAAUCGCCAAACAUCAACGCUCGACCUCACUAAUGCUCUUGUGGCUGAAUGGAAGCAAAUUCCCUCAGCAAUGUACAUCAUCUAGUGGAAAGUCUUCCCAGAAGAGUGAAUGCUGUUCUUGUAGCAAAGGGAGGCCCAGCACCAUAUUAAUGCCCAUGAUUUUGCGACAAUAAGGUGUCCACAUACUUUUGGUAAUUUAGUGUAGAAACCCCAAGCUGCAGCAGAAGGUCAAUGUGAUUGAUUCGCUUUUGAGUUUUGACCCGCUAUCUGGCUAGUCAAGUCUGACUGCUGUUCACCUGUAACCGCCAAGACUCUUAAGAGUACAAUGUACAUCCCUUUUGAAGAUAUGCUUGUCCAGCACUCUCCCCUAAGCAUUGAAGAAGUUACUUGAAUUGGUGUUGUUUUGAACAACUGAAUCCUUUACUGCUGACCCAGGAGGACUGCCCCCCCCAGUUAUUCAUUGUUUGUGUACACAGGAGAGUCUCUCUCUAUCAUUAUGUGUUUAGCUUGGAAAUAUUGUACUCCUUUAAUGAGAUGGUGAACUCUGGGCAUGGGCAAGCCUAUUGUGGAAGCCAGCUUUUAAUCAAUGGUUAAGGCCUGCCAAAAUAUGUUUUUGUUUUUGAGUAAUACAUACCUCAAAUGUGGUUUACCCUACUGAAAACAUCACACCGCAAAUAGACUUUGUUUUUAAACAUGUAAAAUGUGAGUUGCUCCGUAGAAGAGUUCAUUCAGUAUUAUUGUUCUCCAUUGCUUCUCAGAUAUGCUAUUUAAUUUUGUUGGGAUAACUCGAGCUCAAGUACUAGGCUACAUUGUAAAUGAUCUCUCGAUUUUAAGUGGCUAGCUGAAGCUCUAAGUGUUUAUCAGUAUCAAAUCGGGAAAAUGUUGUGUAUUUACUUGAAUUGCUGAAGUAUAUGAAUUGGUUUGUUUAACAGUUAAAUUAUUAAAACAUGACAACUCA
Molecule: messenger RNA, 3016 nt
Organism: Oncorhynchus keta (chum salmon)
Lineage: Eukaryota; Metazoa; Chordata; Actinopteri; Salmoniformes; Salmonidae
Product: kxDL motif-containing protein 1
Exons: 5
Coding region: 257-820 (187 amino acids)
Biological process (GO): lysosome localization
Cellular component (GO): BORC complex
Source: RefSeq, a predicted model, not a curated record